This is a messenger RNA of Penicillium olsonii, 1665 nucleotides long. The record is from the annotation of a GenBank genome assembly. Lineage: Eukaryota; Fungi; Ascomycota; Eurotiomycetes; Eurotiales; Aspergillaceae.
AUGGCGAGGGAACCCGAGAAGAGCAAGAUGAGCCCCGAACCAGCCAUACAAGUGACGCAGCCCGACUAUGACUUCGACUACGAGAAACAUGGCGCGCAGCGCGAGGCCAACCCGCUGCCAGAGCUCAAGCGGAAGUUGAAGAGCCGACAUCUGCAGAUGAUUGCCAUUGGUGGCACGAUAGGAACCGGUCUUUUCAUCGGUAGUGGAACAGCAAUUGCUCAUGGAGGGCCCGUGGGCGCCCUGAUCGCCUAUAUCUUCGUGGGAACCAUCGUCUACUCCGUCAUGACGGCCCUCGGAGAGAUCGCCACAUAUAUUCCCAUUCCGGGCGCGUUCACCUCCUACGCCGCUCGUCUCAUUGACCCCAGUUUGGGGUUCUCCAUGGGUUGGAUCUAUUGGUUUUCGUGGGCCUCGACCUUUGCAUUGGAAUUGACGGCUACCGGUUUGAUCAUUCAGUAUUGGGAUCAGGAUAUCCCGAUUGCCAUCUUCAUUGCCGUCUUUUGGGUGUGCAUCAUCGUGUUUAACAUGCUGCCCGUAGGAUUCUACGGUGAAAUGGAGUUCUGGCUCUCGACAAUCAAGGUGAUUACCGUGGUCGGUUUCGGCAUUUUUGCAAUUUGUGUCAACGCCGGUGUGGGCAAAGAGGGCUAUAUCGGCUUCCGCUAUUGGGUGCACCCAGGUCCCUUUGUGCCCUAUUUGAUUGAGGGCAAUGACUCCCUGGCCAAGUUUGUGGGCUUUUGGUCGACGCUGAUCCAGGCGGGAUUCUCCUACCAGGGCACUGAGUUGGUUGGUAUCGCUGCUGGCGAGACCGAAAACCCCCGCAAGACUGUCCCCUCCGCGAUUCGGAAGACCUUCAUUCGUAUCGUCCUCUUCUUCAUCCUGACUAUCUUCUUUAUCGGCAUUGUGGUGCCCUCCGAUGAUAGCAACCUACUGAACAGCGAGGGUGGCGGUGCUAGCGCCAACAACGCCAAUGCCUCUCCUUUCGUGAUUGCCGCCAACCUGGCCGGAGUGCAGGUUCUCCCUGGUAUCAUCAAUGCGGUCCUGCUGACCGUGGUGCUCUCUGCGGCGAACUCGAACGUCUACAGUGGUAGCCGUAUCCUCGUCGGUCUCGCCCAGGAAGGAUUUGCCCCUCGCUGGUUCAAGCAGACCUCGAAGCACGGUGUCCCCUACUGGAGUGUCCUCUUUACUGCCGCCUUCGGUCUCCUCGGGUUCCUGAAUGUCUCGGACGCCGGUAGCACCGUCUUCAACUGGCUGCUUCAGAUCGCCGGUGUGGCUGGCUUCAUCACCUGGUGCUCUCUGAAUGCGUGCCACAUCGCCUUCCAGCGUGCGCUCAAGGCUCGUAACAUCUCCCGUGAUAUCUUGCCCUACAAGGCUAUCUGGCAGCCUUGGUUCUCGUGGUACGGGCUGUUCUUCAACUGCCUAAUCAUCCUGACUCAAGGAUUCACGGCCUUCAUCCCCCACUUCCAGGUCCAGGAGUUCUUCAUCAACUACCUGAGUUUGAUUCUGUUUGUGGUGCUCUACGUGGGCCACAAGCUCGUCUACCGUCCUGCCUUUGUCAAGCCGAUUGAUGCCGACUUGGACACCGGCCGGACGACGGCGGACAAUGAAACCUGGGAGACAGCCGAGCCAACCACAUGGUAUGGCAAGGCGUGGAGCUGGUUCUGUGAUUAG